GGCUGACCUCACGAAGCCUCGUAGCUUGGGAUGAGCAACAUUGAUGCCUGCUGGCGCCAAGCACUUGGUCCUUGCGGCCGUGCUGGGCAUUUCGCCGGCCCAAGCUCCGGCUGCUUCGCCUCUCGCCUCACGCGUAAGGCUCUCUGCUGGAUGCGACCUCUACCCCAAGGUUCGCAGUGCAUGGCCUGCCAAGCCCGAGCCUGCCCAGAACUGCGCCGAACUGCUAAGCCGAGCAGGCGCGCGAGGUGUACAUCUGCAUAUGAGCCUCAACUUUGCCGAAGUCUGGACGUCCGAAGAGCUGGAACAGCUCCGUGGCCGCUGCCACUUCCACGGCUUGGGCUUCGGCCAGGUGCUCCUAGCGGCCAGGUAUUUGCAGUUUGCAAAGGUGGAGGCUGCAGAGGGCCGUUGGGUCCACAGCAGCGCCUGCAUUCCGGACGCCUGCGUGGACGGCUUUGCAGAGGCGUUGCCGCGAUUGCUGGAGGGCCGAGCCGCGGCCCGAAACUGGAAGGCACCUCCACUGCCGCCACCUGGACCCUGCGCAGUAGGCAUGGACAAGAUGAGAGCGAAAGCUGAGGUCUUGCCGGAAGAGCAGGCAACCUGCGUAAAGCACAUUGACGACGCAUUUCGUGAGCCAGAGUGCGCCUAUCGGAGGUGUGCUUGGCAGUUCCUCAGCCAGAAGCUGCAGAUGGAAAGCCUCUUUGGCGCACAGGUUCGGAGUGUUCCGAUGGAUUUGGACGCCGACCUGAACCCCAAGGCUGCCGGGCCGCAGGCGCACGCGGCCUAUGCCCUGAAACACUACGAGGCCUGCCUUCAGCUGGGCGGCAGCUACUUUGGAACGGCCUUCAUGUCGGAAGACUUGGUUGGCUAUGAGCUUGGUGCGUGUGCACCGCAGUCAUGCCCCACCAAAGUCGUGGAAUGGUGGACUGCAGAAGUCAUGUACCAGUGGCAACCAGGCCUGCGGAUCGUGCCUAACACCUUCCAGGUGACGGAGUUAGCGCACAUCUCCGAGGUGAAUCUGCAAUGGGUCAUCGCUGGAGUGGUGCGAAGCGGUACGACCUCACUGGCUGCCUGGCUCAGUCGACAUCCGGACCUGGAGCUUCUGGUGCAUCCAGAGGACUCCUGCCUUGAAGGAGGCUUGGACUACCUCUUCAGGAGAACCUACAUGGAGCAUCUUCUUCCUCGUAGCGAGCGCGGUCCCUCAGCCCCCUCCGCCAGCUCCUCCAGGCGCAGUUUGCCGAGCCGCUCUUGGGCCGUAUUCAGACGGUAUCGGGGGACAAACCCGUGGAGCACGCUUGUUGGAGCAUGUGUGUAGAUGUUGACUCGCAAAUCGC
Molecule: messenger RNA, 1331 nt
Organism: Effrenium voratum
Lineage: Eukaryota; Dinophyceae; Suessiales; Symbiodiniaceae
Source: the annotation of a GenBank genome assembly